CUCGCUGGACUCGCCGUUCCAGGUUUUCUGCAUUAGUACCUUGUCUGCGAUACACAAGCCCAUCCCCCAAGUCAUGCCAUGCUGAGACUUCCAAAUAGCACUGUUAUCAAACAGAAAUCAGAGAUAACUCGUUGUGUCUGUUAUGUCUAUGUCACUGAUAACAGCUGGGUCAAACAAUGCGUGGCCCUGAACCAAUGGAUGCCAAACACGACCAAUUCCUCGGUGUGCGGGGUUGUUAGCUACAAACACACCUCCACAGGGAUAAGAAAAUUCCAUUGCCAAUUAUCACUCACCACGUUCGAGGUGGAACGAGAGAAUCAGGACUACAUAUAGGUUGGAAACAAACAUCAUGAGGUUCAUCUUCACCGGUUCCUUGUUUCGAUAUUCCCGCCGACUCUGACUACUUCAUAUCCGCUUCUAAGAAACCACCCUGUGCAGCCAAGAUGAAUAGCCCGACUCAUAUCAUCGACCCUGAUGGGGAGGCAAUCAUAGUCUUGCGCAAUCCGAAUUCUUCAUUUGCAGAGACAGGUGCACGGGAAAUAACGCAGAGUCCCUCUCCUCCCUCGACCGAGGCGGAUAGUAUGGGAAGUAUCGCUGGAGUUAUUCGAAAUGGUAAUGCCGAAUCACAUUUGCAGAAGCCAACUGUGAACCCGCCACAGGUAGAGGGGGCCGCCGACGAAUUGACUCCUGCCGAGGAGCCUCCAUUGCGAACUGUGCCUGAAGAAGCUGUGCCUGAAGAAGCUGUGCCUGAAGAAGCUGGGCCUGAAGAACUGCCUGCGCCUUUCGAGGAUCCUGUCGAAAUGGACCAUGCUGUGAAUGAGUCUAUUCUCGAGAACCCACUACACGCUGAUAUCGAUGACAAACCCGCUGAACCGUGCUUUCGCAUUCAAGUCUCUGCCAAGCAUCUGAUUCUAGCCUCUUCUGUCUUCAAAAGGAUUUUGACGGGCGGUUGGAAGGAAAGCGUCCAAUAUCUAAAACAAGGCUCUGUGGAGAUCGAGGCAGAGAGUUGGGAUCUCGAAGCUCUCCUGAUCGUCCUUCGCGUAAUUCACUGUCAAUUCUCUCAUAUACCGCAGAAGCUGGACCUAGAGAUGCUUGCAAAAGUGGCUGUUAUCACUGAUUAUUAUGAAUGCAAGGAAGCUAUCAAUCUGCCUGCCAGCAUUUGGAUCCCCGCACUAGCUGAACCUAUCCCUACACCAUCCUCCAGGGACCUGACUCUCUGGAUCUGGGUUUCGUGCUUUUUUCAAGUUCCCGGGUGGUUCAAUCAAGCGACCUCAACUGCCAUCUCGUGCAGCACCGAUCGGAUCAGUAAUCUUGGUCUUCCGAUUCCGACUUCUCUUAUGAAAUCAAUAAAUGACCGCAGAGAGACAGCUAUUGGUGCAUUUAUUCACGAACUUCAUACAAUGCGUGAUGAGUAUCUCCACGACAUACGGGGUUGCAGUUAUGAAUGCAGGUGUAUCAUGUACGGAGCUUUGAGCAAGAAUUUGCAGUCUAAUUCUCUGCUUCAAUUGCCGGUGCCGCCUUUCUCAAGCUUCAGCUACAGACGUCUGAUCAGCGAUGCAAAAUCUUGGAUUUGUCCAGAUUUAGUUGAACGAUCGUCGUUUUAUAGAGACAAUCACAGCUACAGCUGUCAGCAGUCUUCAUUCCAGCAUCUGUUCUCCGGGCAUCGAGAUACAAUUGAUGGUCUCGAACUGAAUGAUUAUGUUUGUGACAAGACCAAGACCGGUUGAUUGCAAAAGGAAGGCGAAGAAUGAGCGCAAUGGUGGGGAAAUCAUUCGACCGAGAUAAUCUUGUUGAGCUGAAGAGCGGUGCUGCCAAUGCAUGAAGGCUUCUUGGAGGCAUAGAGUAUUCUGUCCAUAUUCAGUCACGAUUGUGAUGCUUCUUUAACUGUCAUUACAUACAUUUCUCG
Messenger RNA from Aspergillus saccharolyticus JOP 1030-1, 1906 nucleotides. RefSeq lists its product as uncharacterized. The record is from RefSeq and is a predicted model, not a curated record. The coding region runs from base 444 to 1727 and encodes 427 amino acids. The transcript has 2 exons. NCBI's taxonomy places the organism in Eukaryota, Fungi, Ascomycota, Eurotiomycetes, Eurotiales, Aspergillaceae.